AUGUCUCUAAGAAAUACAGUUGAAGAUGGAGAUAAUACUCUCUGUUUGCAGCCAGAAGAUUCUGAAAUCAGCUUUCUUCUCAACAAAUUUCCGGCGAGUACUACUAAUGUUCUUGUUGUCGAUAACGAUAUCAUUACUUUGCUUAAUAUGAAAACACUCAUGAUACGAUGCUCCUAUCAAGUUAUGUCGGAUGAUAAUCAAAUAGAAUCGGUCAUGAAUGCAACUAAACAUGGUGCAUGCGACUAUCUUUUGAAACCGAUUAAUGAAGAUGUCAUAGCCAACAUAUGGAAACACAUUGUACGCAAGAGGAUGAUAUCUAAACCCGGUUUAAUUCCACCGGUUCAAUUGGAUGUGAUUGAAACUAACGACUUAAAUCAAGAGAAAGAUGAUUCCAUGACCGUCGACCAAGGUAAUAGUGAACAAAACAUUGAUAAUAUGACUGAAGAGAAAGCAACAAAGAAAAUCCGACUGCCAAGGAUUAAAGAAACUCAACCAAUCCAACCAUAUUUGGGUCAGAGUAACGGUUCAGACAAAGACAACGACGUUUCCAGGACCGUAAGCCAACACAACGACGGUGAACAAAACAUUGAUAAGAAACAUAAGAAAAAACCGAGGAAGCCGCGUGUGUCAUGGACUGGAGAUCUUCAAAUGAAAUUUCUUCAAGCCGUCGACAUACUUGGUGGUCCUGAAAAAGCUAUUCCAACGCCACUUCUCAAAUGUUUGCAAGAGGUGAAUAUAGAAGGACUCACUAGAGACAAUGUAGCUAGUCAUCUUCAGAAGCAUCAUAUCAAUCUCAAGGGAAACCUAAUUUAUCAACAGAGGCGAGAGUUUGACUGGUCCAGUGUGUGUAGACCCUCCUUACCUUUAUUAGUUCUGAACAAUAGUCUUACUGCAACAUCGUCUUUUAUGAAUAGUCGAGACGUUUACCCUGUCCAGGAGAAUCAAUAUCAUUGCAACAACCAGGUCAUGACCAAUACUAUGCCGAGUUUACCCUACACUAAUUAUGAUCAGCAUCAACUCCAGCAGCUUCAACAACAACAACAACAGUAUCAGAUUCCUCAUCAGUUGACUGACAUGAUAAGAACGAACGAACCUGGACGAACUUAG
Molecule: messenger RNA, 1107 nt
Organism: Eruca vesicaria subsp. sativa (arugula)
Lineage: Eukaryota; Viridiplantae; Streptophyta; Magnoliopsida; Brassicales; Brassicaceae
Source: the annotation of a GenBank genome assembly